UGUAAGAUUAGAUUGACACAACUCACCAAUCUCGGGGAUUAACAACUACUUAUUACCAAUCUCGGAGAUUAACUACGACUUUCGAGAAAGAGGGAGAGGGUUUAUAAAACAAAAAAUGUGAUUUCCCGCCCAUAUGAAUCAUUUGAUCUUCUUCAUAUUUCUUUAGAACCCUAAACAUCCACCUGUAUUCUAAAAUUCAUGCAGUGGUUGCAAAGAAAUCGGUUCAUCUGUUAUACCCAGAUUUCAUUACUCCCCAACUCUUUUGCCUCUUUCUCAUCCUAUAAUCAUUCAAUUAAAGGUCGUAAAAAUUACCAUAUUCAUUAUCUUUCUCCUCUGAAAAACUUCCCUUCGUCGCAAUUUGUUACCCAGCAAAUCCACUCUCAAUUAACAACCAAUGGCUCGUUGAGUCAAUCCCCAAAUACCCAGACCAUAAUUCUGUUCAACACCCUUUUAAGACGCUACGCCGUUGGUGAAUUUCCACAUGAAGCUCUGUUUCUGUACAAACAAGCACAACAAUCAACUGCAUUGUAUCAAUACUUUGAUAGUUUUACGUACUCGUUUCUCAUCAAAGCAUGUGGCAAUUUGAAUCAACGAAUUACGGGUUUUCAACUCCAUGCUCUUGUUGUGCAAUUGGGGUUCGAGUCGGAUGUUUAUGCGCAGACUGCAUUGCUGAACAUGUACCUAGAUUUUGGUUUGUUGAAUGAUGCAGAGAAGGUGUUUGAUGAAAUGCCUGACAGAAAUUUGGUUACUUGGAAUGUGAUGAUUACUGGGUUGGUUAAAUGGGGUCACCUUGAGGCUGCUCUUGCUUUGUUUAGGCAAAUGCCUAGAAAGAAUGUUGUUUCUUGGACUGGUAUGAUUGAUGGGUUUACGCGAAUGAAGAAUCAUCUUGGAGCUUUUUCGUUGUUUCGGGAAAUGAUUAUGGUUGGAGGCAUUAUGCCUACUGAAGUAACAUUGUUAGCCGUUUCUACUGCUAUUGCUGAACUUGGGGAUCUAAAAAAUUGCCGAUUAUUUCACUCCUUCAGCGAAAAAAGUGGCUUCAGAGCAAAUUAUAAUCAGGUCACAAACUGUCUUCUUGAUACUUACGCCAAAUGUGGGUGUAUUGAAAGUGCAUUGAGGGUAUUCGAGGAGAUGUUUGCGUGUAGAAGAAAUGUCGUGUCUUGGACAUCGAUAAUAUCUGGGUUUGCUAUGCAUGGCAUGGCAAUAGAAGCUGAACAGUUCCUAGAAAGAAUGGAGGGUUCAGGGAUUAGACCAAACCGAAUUAGUUUCUUGAGUGUUCUCAAUGCUUACAGCAGUGGAUUGGUAGAGGAGGGGAUCCGGUUCUUUAGAAAAAUGGUUGAUAAUGGCUUUGUUGCAGCAGACGUAAAGCAUUAUGGGUGUGUGAUUGAUAUGUUGGGACGAGCAGGCAAGCUAAAAGAAGCAGAAGAAAUUGCCUGGCAGAUUCCUAAUGACAUUGAUGAUGUUGUGAUUUGGCGCACUCUUUUAGGUGCUUGCAACUUCCAUGGUGAUGUUGAGAUAGCUGAGCGUGUAUCAAAGAAGCUGCAGGAUAUGGAGAGAGAAUAUGGAGGAGACUACGUUUUGAUGUCGAACAUAUUGACAGGUCAGGGAAAGUUCAAUGAAGCUCAGAACAUAAGGACACUGAUGGAUAAAAGGCAGGUUCUAAAAAUUGCAGGCCAUAGUUCAGUCUGAGCUUACAACUGCAGCUUAUUGUGUCACAAUAAACCAGGCAGCAGAGCACACACUAGCGAAAUUCCCUUUUGCAGUAUCAUUUCAAAUGAGGAGAUAACACUGGCACACUGCUGCAGCAGGAAAAUUUUGUUAUGUUGCCUAGCAGUCUGUAAU
Messenger RNA from Chenopodium quinoa (quinoa), 1839 nucleotides. Its product is annotated as pentatricopeptide repeat-containing protein At1g09220, mitochondrial-like. Gene Ontology annotation, biological process: RNA modification. Lineage: Eukaryota; Viridiplantae; Streptophyta; Magnoliopsida; Caryophyllales; Amaranthaceae. The record is from RefSeq and is a predicted model, not a curated record. Gene Ontology annotation, molecular function: RNA binding; protein binding.